This is a messenger RNA of Effrenium voratum, 399 nucleotides long. NCBI's taxonomy places the organism in Eukaryota, Dinophyceae, Suessiales, Symbiodiniaceae. The record is from the annotation of a GenBank genome assembly.
AUGCCUCUUCCCAAGAACGUGUACCAGGCCUUGAAGGAUGGCAGCGGCACUGCUGGAAUCUCCGUGCGGCAGGUCUCGAAUUCCAGCAGCGACGAGCGCUCUGCCUCGCAUGAAAACCCGGCGUCGGCUCGGCACGGUGAGAGGCUGAAGCGCUUCCUGGCAGUGGUGGAGCAGCGCUCUGAGGACUUUGAGUUGUACAUCUCGAACUUGCGCCUCGAAAUGCUGCGGAAGCCAAAGAUGCCCUCCAAACCUUGUCUCAGCUCGCAGACCGGGCCGGACGUCCCCUUCGCGCAGCCUUGCCUGCUCAUGAGCUCACGGGCUGAGCCGGACGUCCCCUUGGCGAAACCUUGCCUGCUCAUCAGCUCAAAGCAGAGCCAGAACGCGGUAGUGUCGUUGUGA